Molecule: messenger RNA, 3606 nt
Organism: Chenopodium quinoa (quinoa)
Lineage: Eukaryota; Viridiplantae; Streptophyta; Magnoliopsida; Caryophyllales; Amaranthaceae
Product: probable inactive purple acid phosphatase 27
Exons: 11
Coding region: 1351-3129 (592 amino acids)
Molecular function (GO): metal ion binding; acid phosphatase activity
Source: RefSeq, a predicted model, not a curated record
AAGAAAUAGAUAUUUCUUGGUGUACUAAAACAAAAAAAAGUCCUCAAACUCGAGGAAAAUUGAAGAGAAUGAAAAUUGGAAUAAUAGUCCUAAAAAUGGAGAAUAAUAAUUACAAGUUAAUCCAAGUUUUCCUGCUGACAAUCUUAAUCUUAAUGAGGAGAAAACACCUAGUAGACGUAUAUCCCUGGCCGAGGCCGAAAUUAAUUUACCGGUUCAAGAAAAGGAGAAGCUCAAGCUGAACGUCCUAAAGUAUGAAGGAGAUGAAGUUCAAAGUAUAACCACCAAAGAGGUAGUUUUGCAACUGAGAACCUCUAAAUUACUAUUGAGAUAUUCUUGACCAUAUAUACGUUUUAUUUAUGACAUGUGUUGGGUAUAAUGUUGGUUUUUUUAGUUUGUAUAACAUUAAUAUAUGACGGUCCAAAUGGUAUAACACCUUCUUAUGUUAGGACAUUCUGCUUAAAAUUCUAUAAUUAGUAUCUGUUUCUAUGUGAACUUUUUCCUUACUAGCAAAAUACACUUGGUAAAGCAGUUACACAAGGACAACAUAGAUGCCAACUAACUUAGUUGAUUAUAGUCUUGAGGAUUGUAGUUAUUAGUCAAAACCUGAGAUUAAGUCCUGUUUUCAUCAUGGCCUUUGAUGACUAUCUGUACACUUUGAACUGUUAGGAACUCUUAGCAUUUGCACACAUAGGCUUAGAGGCUAGCUGGACUGCAAAGCACGAUUAAACGUAGUAUCUACUAUAAGCAUCUAAAAUGAGCUGGAUUGUGGGAGUAGUGUCCCUUUUCAGUUAAAAGUUCUGUACUUUUGUGUUUAAUACUGCGUAGUACAAGUAUAUAUGGAAGGGGUGGAAGCUGACUUUGAUGUAUACACUCAUAAGAUCUUGAGAAGGUUUGAGAGUUUCUCGAACACAGUUUAAGAGAAUAAAUCAGGAAUCAGAAUAUUGUCAGUUAAAAAGAAGAUUGAACCAUUUUGCAUAAAACCACUUAGUAUUCCUUCUUAACUGAUUUGAUUGUUUCACCUCAGCACUACUUCAACUGUUUUUUAAUGCAAUCAACUUGGAGACUUCUAACUUCCUAAUCUGUUUAUACUGGAGUUAUGUUGUUAAAUUAAGCUUUAUUACUAAGGCGAAUAGGAAUAAAAAGGUGUAACAAACUUCAAUUGAGUUUUUGUAUUAAUUUUUACACGAACUGAGCUUUGAGAUUAGUUAGACUUGAGUUUAGAACUUGGAGCCAUAUCAAUUAUAUAUUCAUGGUUACAACAGACGACUGUCCUACAAAUUGUUCUGUUGUAUAACAUGAUCUUAUUAAGCAGUUGAUCAAUCAUUUUAUUAUAACAAUACUUAGCUUACGAUGUUAAUUGUACAACAGACUGUCCAACACUUCUUUUGUGUACUCUCAAUAUACAAUAUAUUCCCAAAUUUAAUCUUUCGCUACUUUAGACAGACUUAUGGCCAAGCAAGGGCAACGGUGAAUAUCAACACUGAUCAUCCAUCUCCGGAUGAUUGGGUUGGAGUUUUCUCCCCUUCAAAUUUCAAUGUAUCUGCAUCUUGUCAGGAAGUUGGUAACAAAAGAGUUAAGGAGCCAUACAUAUGCACCACGCCCAUAAAGUAUAAGUAUGUAAAUUACUCCAGUCCUAAUUAUCUCAAUACUGGAAAAGCUACUGUGGAUUUUGAAUUGAUCAAUCAACGAGCUGAUUUCGCAUUUGCAGUGUUUUCUGGAGGAUUGUCUAAUCCAAAACUAGUGAAGAUCACAAAACCUAUAUCACCUUUUCCAAAUCCUAAAGCACCGCUUUACCCACGCCUUGCUAUGGGAGAGACUUGGGAUGUAAUGACAGUAACAUGGACAAGUGGUUAUAACAUAGAUGAAGCAGUCCCUUUUGUGGAGUGGGGGUGUCCUGGUGGCGCGACCAUGCAAUCGCCUGCUGGAACUUUCACAUAUAUUCGCAAUCAAAUGUGUGGUUCACCUGCACGCACUGUUGGAUGGCGUGAUCCUGGAUUUAUACACACUAGCUUUCUAAGGGAUUUGUGGCCAAACACAGUAUACACCUAUAGGAUGGGCCAUCUCAUAAUAUCUGAUGGUUCAUAUGUUUGGAGCAAAAAGUAUAAGUUCAAAUCCCCUCCAGUUCCCGGAGAGAGCUCAUUACAACGUGUUGUUAUCUUUGGUGACAUGGGAAAGGGAGAACGAGAUGGAUCAAAUGAGUAUGCUAACUACCAACCAGGAGCAUUGAAUACCACAGAUCAACUCAUCAAAGAUAUUGACAACAUUGAUGCUGUUUUCCUUAUUGGAGACUUGCCUUACGCCAAUGGAUAUGUCUCACAGUGGGAUCAAUUCACUGCACAAGUAGAGCCUAUUGCAUCCGCUGUACCCUUUAUGGUUGCAAGUGGAAAUCAUGAACGCGAUUCACCAGAUUCAGGAUCAUUUUAUGCAAAUAAUGACUCAGGUGGUGAAUGUGGUGUUCCUGCAGAAACAACAUUCUAUGUUCCUGCUAAAAACAGGGCAAAAUUUUGGUACUCAGCAGAUUACGGAAUGUUCCACUUCUGCAUAGCUGACACUGAGCACGAUUGGAGGGCCGGCACUGAACAAUACAAAUUCCUUGAGGAAUGCCUAGCAUCAGUAAAUAGGCAUAAACAACCUUGGCUGAUCUUUGCUGGUCAUCGCCCCCUCGGUUACUCCUCUAAUAAAUGGUUUGGCCAAGAAGGCUCUUUCGAAGAGCCCAUGGGUAGAGAUGACCUACAAAGACUAUGGCAGAAGUACAGGGUUGAUAUUGCAUUUUGGGGUCAUGUCCAUAAUUAUGAGCGAACAUGCCCUAUAUAUCAGAAUCAAUGUGUGAAGAGCAAAGAUCAGACAUCUCAUUACUCAGGUGUGGUAAAUGGUACCAUUCACGUUGUUGCUGGUGGAGGCGGCGCUCACUUGAACGAAUUUAGUCCAAUAAAAACUGUCUGGAGUAUUUACAGAGACUACGAUUUUGGAUUUGUGAAGCUCACUGCAUACAACUACUCGCAUCUAAAAUUCGAGUACAAGAAGAGCAGUGAUGGCAAGGUUUAUGAUUCCUUCACUAUAUCUAGAGAUUACAAAGAUGUCCUGUCUUGUGUCCAUGAUAGUUGUGCACCGUAUACAUUGGCUAGUUAAGAUGAGGAAAAAGUCUUGGACAAAAGUGAGCUAGACAAGAAUCCCCUCAGUACAUAGUUGGUUGUUCGUAUAUAAGGAUAAUCAUAUUACACUAUCAAUGUGACGAACAAUUUUAGAUGGAAGAAAUAUGAUUUCACUUCGACCACUUUGUAAUGUGCUUUUGUAGCUGGCCCGUGAGUCAAUCUAUGUAGAUAUAUUCUUGCAUCAAUAAACAUUUUAGGUAGGAAAAACAAAGCAUCACAAUUAAACGUCCAGGAAUAAAAAUCACAAAUUAAAGUAUAUUCUUAAUGUACUUGCUUAUGCCUCACUUUGGUAAAACUUAUGUAUUUUACUUUGACAAAGCUAUAAUAGCCCGUUUGAUAGCCAGUAAUAAAUGGUGCUCAUACUUUGUAAGACUUUUCACCAAAGUAGUGACAGCCUAGACAUUUGAUUUGUAAUACUUUGGAUUAUAUUGUGGGCCUAAAAAAUUGACAUGGU